CCCUGGGGAAGAGAAGCUGAGAGGAACUCCUCACUCAGCUAGCUUCAGGAGCCAUGACAUCAUCUCUACCAUGGAAAUUCCACUCACUCUCCUGUGCCCCCACAUUUGUCCUAGGCCUCAGAGUCCCUAUAAAGAGAGAUUCCCAACUCAGUAUCAGCACAGGACACAGCUAGGUUCUGAAGCUUCUGAGUUCUGCAGCCUCACCUCUGAGAAAACCUCUUUGCCACCAAUACCAUGAAGCUCUGCGUGACUGUCCUGUCUCUCCUCGUGCUAGUAGCUGCCUUCUGCUCUCUAGCACUCUCAGCACCAAUGGGCUCAGACCCUCCCACCGCCUGCUGCUUUUCUUACACCGCGAGGAAGCUUCCUCGCAACUUUGUGGUAGAUUACUAUGAGACCAGCAGCCUCUGCUCCCAGCCAGCUGUGGUAUUCCAAACCAAAAGAGGCAAGCAAGUCUGCGCUGACCCCAGUGAGUCCUGGGUCCAGGAGUACGUGUAUGACCUGGAACUGAACUGAGCUGCUCAGAGACAGGAAGUCUUCAGGGAAGGUCACCUGAGCCUGGAUGCUUCUCCAUGAGCCGCAUCUCCUCCAUACUCAGGACUCCUCUCCGCAGUUCCUGUCUCUUCUCUUAAUGUAAUCUCUUUUAUGUGCUGUAUUAUUGUAUUAGGUGUUAUUUCCAUUAUUUAUAUUAGUUUAGCCAAAGGAUAAGUGUCCCCUAUGGGGAUGGUCCACUCUCACUCUUUCUCUGCUGUUGCAAAUACAUGGAUAACACCGUUAAUUCCAUGUGUUUUCAUAAUAAAACUUUAAAAUAAAAUGCAAACAGUU
This is a messenger RNA of Homo sapiens (human), 822 nucleotides long. RefSeq names its product C-C motif chemokine ligand 4 like 1 (gene CCL4L1). The record is from RefSeq and is marked reviewed. The coding region runs from base 235 to 513 and encodes 92 amino acids. The transcript has 3 exons. NCBI's taxonomy places the organism in Eukaryota, Metazoa, Chordata, Mammalia, Primates, Hominidae. Gene Ontology annotation, molecular function: chemokine activity. Gene Ontology annotation, cellular component: extracellular region. Gene Ontology annotation, biological process: immune response.